AUGUCCACACGCAUCUUCCGCCCUUUCCAACGCAUCGCGAGAUCUUCAAUUCCAUCUACCUACAGAAACUUCCACGCCUCUUUGCCCAACAUGGUUGUCCACAACGUUACGAGCAAGGCCGAGUUCGACGCUGCCCUGGAGAAGAACUUGGUCCUCGUCGACGCCUUCGCCACCUGGUGCGGUCCCUGCAAGGCCAUCGCCCCCCUCCUUGUCAACCUUUCCAACGAGGAGGCCAACAGCGGUGUCCACUUCGUCAAGAUUGACGUCGACGAGCUCCCCGACGUGAGCCAAGAGCUUGGAAUCCGUGCCAUGCCUACCUUCCUCCUCUUUCGGAAGGGCAAGAAGGUCCAAGAGGUUGUCGGAGCCAACCCUGCUGGCCUCAAGCAGGCCAUUACGAAGUUGGUCGAAGACGACAAGGCUGCGAACGCCAACGAGGAGAAGCCUCAGGAAUAA
Molecule: messenger RNA, 453 nt
Organism: Colletotrichum higginsianum IMI 349063
Lineage: Eukaryota; Fungi; Ascomycota; Sordariomycetes; Glomerellales; Glomerellaceae
Product: Thioredoxin
Exons: 3
Coding region: 1-453 (150 amino acids)
Molecular function (GO): protein-disulfide reductase activity
Source: RefSeq, a predicted model, not a curated record